GUACCGAACCCGCGGCGAGAAGUAAACAACAUCCGAGGGAAGUAUGUGUGUAUAAGUUGUCGGUGCUUUUAUUGAGAAUGAAGAGAAGACGAGGCACUUAUGUAGCAUGUUAAGAGUGUAGCCAACAGUAAGUGAAGUGAUACCAAGGCUGUGGCCACCGGUGAGGACAAACACAGCACAGGAGACCACCGCGAGCCACAACAAGUAGUGUCUGUGGUGAUGCUGAGCCAAUGCUGAUGACGAGGCUGCACAUCUGACGAACUACAAAUCAUCCCUGACCUAACAAGAUGAGCAACAUUUACAUCCAGGAACCAGCCUCCCAGGGCAAGGUGCUUCUGGUCACUACUGCUGGGGACUUUGAUGUGGAGCUGUGGUCUCGAGAAGCUCCCAAGGCAUGCCGCAAUUUUGUACAGCUGUGCCUUGAGGGUUACUACGAUGGCACUAUCUUCCACCGUGUUGUGCCGGGGUUUAUCGUGCAAGGAGGAGAUCCAACAGGCACUGGCACUGGUGGGGAGUCAAUAUAUGGCAAGCCCUUUAAGGAUGAGUUCCACACAAGGCUGCGGUUUGUGCGCCGUGGAUUGGUGGCUAUGGCAAACGCUGGCCCCAAUGACAACGCCUCACAGUUUUUCUUCACGUUGGGCCAGACACCAGAGCUGCAGAACAAGAACACGAUAUUUGGCAAGAUCACCGGCAACACUCUGUACAACCUGCCUCGCUUUGAGGAGGGCAUCAUUGGCAAGGAUGACAGGCCAGAAUACCCUCACAAGAUCAUCAAGACAGAGGUGCUCAACAAUCCCUUCCCUGACAUUGUGCCGAGGCUCAAGAUUGAGAAUGAGGUGAUGGACGACCGCAAGCACAAGAAGAAGGACAAGGGGACUAAAAACUUCAAGCUUUUGUCAUUUGGUGAUGAGGCUGAGGAGGAGGAAGAGGAGGUCUUGGCAGCCACCAAGAACUUCUCCACCAAAGGAAACUCUGCCCAUGACAUUGCCAUGGACCCGACGCUCUCAGCCAGCACCGGGAAAGCUCUCAACAAUGGCACAGAGGCUCUGGACAGAAUAAAGAAAAAGUUACGUCGAGAGGAUUCCCCCGAGGCAGAGAAAAGCAAGGCAGUGGAGGCUGUGAUGGCGAGAGAUGACUCACCGGAGAGGAAGGAGGAGGAGGUGGCAGAGAAGGCCAAAGAAUCUGUGUAUAGAACAGUAUUAGAGGAAGAGAAAAGAAUAAAGGAGGAAAAAAUGGCAGAGAUGAAGGCGGAAAUUAGGCAGCUUAAGCAGGACCUGACGGGGAAGAAGCCAAGAGAGAAAGUAGAGGUGAAGGAGGAGGUGGAGGAGGACGACAAGGACAGCGUAACGGUCAAGGAAUUUAAGAAGGAGCGACAAAAGUAUGAGGAGGCAAGGAAGCAUCUGCCCAAUAAAGGUUCAUCCAGGGAGAGCCAAACACUUGCCCUGCUGCAGAGGUUCACAGCCAAGAUGAACCAGGCUGUGUACAAUGAGCCAAAUCCUGAGAAGGAGGAGGGUGAGGAGGACAAAGAAGAAGGAGAAGAGUCAGAGGAGGAGGAAAGUGCUGGCUGGAUGACACACAAAUUCUUCUUUGGUACAACGGACGUAGUGUUAGCAAAGGACGCUAGCACCAAGGACGAUCACUGGUAUGAUGUGAGCGACCCAAGGAAUGCCAUGAACAAGCGGCGGAGAGAGGACAGUGCCAGAUCAUCCAAGAGGCACCACAAAUGAGAGCAGGAGGAGAGUAGUGGCUGGAAUGCUUGUGCUGAGUGUCCCUGAGUGUCAAGUGCUGUUUUCAUCUUUGUAUCAGUGCCAGAAAGGAUGUGAGUGGAACAGAAGAGAUUUAAAGGAUGGAAUAACAGUUUUUGGUGACAAAGUGUUGUAAAUGGAAAUGAAGGCAAACUGAAUGGUUCAAUGCCAUUUUCACCUAUGUACCAGUACCAGAGAUAGUGUGAGUGGUGCAGAAGGGAGAGUUAAAAGAGGAAAUGGCAGGUUUUUGGUGACUUGAGAUGUUGUAAAUGGAAUAAAGGAAAGAAAGCAAAGUAAGAAUGGUACUGUUUUUUGGUGGCUUAGAGUGGCUGUGAGUAGGACAGAAGCGAUGAAUUAAAUGCAUGUCACUGUUCUUGGUGACGUUAGCUGGUGUGAGUGUGAUAAAAGGAAGGAAUGAAAGACAGAAUGCUGCUUUUAAUAAUGACUGAGUUGGUGUGAGUGGGAUGAAAAAAAGGAAAUGAAGGAGAAUGUUACUUUUGAUGGUGAGAAGAUACUAUAAGUGAUAAGAUAGAAGAACAAGGGACUUAACUGUUACUUUCAAUGGUGACAAGAUGCUAUAUGUGGGAUAAAAGGAAAAAAUUAAUGGAGGAAUACUACUCUUAAUGGUGACAAGAUACUGUUACUGAGAUAAAAAUUAAGAAUUAAAGGAGGAAUACUUCUUUUAAUGGUGACAAGAUGCUGAGUGGGGAUAAAAUGAAGGAAUUAAUAGAGUGAAUGUUAUUUCUAAGUGAUAAGAUACUAUGAGUGAGAUAAAGGGAAGAGAGAGAAACCUGCUUUUUUAUGUAAGAGGGGAAAUUUGGUGAAGGGCAACAAUAGUUAUUGAACAAAAAGGUCCACUUAGAUGCCAGUCCUAGAGCAGGUCUGAGAGAGUUAGCCAAAAGAAUGGAAUAAAUGUAUUGAAGCCUCCCUCUUAAAUGAGUGCAGGUCAUAGGAAGAUGGAAAUACAGAAGCAGGUAGAGGGUUCCAGAGUUUACUAGAGGAAGAGAUGAAGGAUUGAGAGUACAUUACUGAUUAACUCCUGCAUUAAAGAGGUGGACAGAAUAAGGGUGAGAGAAAGAAGAGUUUUGUGUAGUGAGGCCACAGGAGUAGGGGAGGCAUGUUUACUUUAGCAUCUACAUCCCUGGUGGUCAUAGGAAGCUCAAGCAAUAAUAAGGUGGACUAAACACUUUUAGGCAGGGUUUUUUUUAAGUAUUUUCACUCUUAGUUAGAAAUGACGAUGCAGUGUGAUGUGUGAUGUUGCUGGUAGUUGCAAUUCACACAUUAACCUCCAGGCUAUCAGUGCUGUGAAGAGAUAUUGUCUGGACACUGCAUGAAAGAAGUUUUUUUAUCCUACCUGUCCAUCUGUCUGUUUGUCUUACUACCUGUCCAUCUUUCUGUUUGUCUGCAUAUCUAUCUAUCACUGUCUUUGUUUAUCUAUUUGUUUAUCCUGCUACCUGUCAAUCUAUCUGUCUGUCUGUCUGUCUGUCUGUCUGUCUGUUUAUCUUACUACCUGUCCAUCUGUCUGUUUCUUUCUACUUAUCUAUCUAUCACUGUCUUUAUUUUGUUUAUUUUGUCCAUUUGUUUUUCCUACUGUUUGUCAGUCUUCGUGUCUGUUUGUUUAUAUAUCUGUGUAUCCUCGUCAUCAUCUGUAUGUCUAUUUGCUUAUUUAUCUAUUUGUUUGUCCUACUACUUGUCCAUCUGUCUAUUUGUUUAUUUGUUUAUCCUAUUACAUGUCAAUAUGUCUGUUUAUUCAUCUAUUUAUCUCUCUCUUUACCUUGGUACUUGUCAAUCUGUUUCUCUCUUUUGUUUAUUCAUUUAUCUGUUUAUCUCACUACCUGUUUUUAUGUUUUUGUCUAUUCAUAUGUUCAUCUAUUUUCUUAUCCAUCUGUCAAUGUUUUUUUUAUACAUCUUUCCAUCCUCCUAUCUAUCUACAUAUCCAUUCAUCUGUCUUUCCAUCCAGCUAUCAGUCUUUCUCUACCUGACCUCUAAGUCCAAGAAAAGUGUGUAUUUCUCUCCUUGCAUUCCUUUCUGUAAAUUCUCUUCUUUCCCACCUCCCUCUCUUUCAGUUUUUAACAUGCAGUAUUGCUUUUAUUAUAAUUCAUAUAUUUUUAUGUAAGAAGGAGGCUGGUAAAGGGCUUAAACAAUGGGAGAAAGACUUAUUGUGUUGCCAGUUCUGAAAUAAGGAAAGAACUGUCCUGUGAUCUAGUAAGAUUCUCACUGAUCCUACCAGAUGAAGCUUGGUAGAGAUCAUGAAAACACCAGUACGAUUAUGUAGCAGUCACCUUUGAAAUAUUAGUGCCCCCACCUUAAAAACAUCACUGAGACCCUGAAAUCUUGUGUAAGUAAAGGAAAACUGCACGAAUGUGGUUUUAUUUCAUUUAUCUAUUAAAUAAAGAAAAAAAAGGAGUGACACUUGCUAAAUUGCCUCAUCAUCACCUUUGUUAUUCAAGUUGGCAGCAAUCUUUGUAAAAUUGAUAUGGAUACUGAAAUCAGGUUAAGGGGAGAUGACUGUAUAAAUGCCAGAAACUAUAACCUCAAAGACCAAUAGUGCAGUUGUUCCAUACCUUUUGAACCUCUCACUGUGAUACUUAACAAUUCACAAGCUAGAAAUUAUCUAUUCAUUUAUAUACCAGCCCAAACAAAGUACCAUACUCAUACACACACAUCAGAACUUAUCCUUGUCAUGUAAUAGUGGAAAGGAAUAGUCCCAUGGCUUGCUGUGGCCUAUCAAAAUGCAUGAAAUUUCAGUGCCAGAUGAAAGAAAAUGGUAUACAAGUUUUCCAGUGUUUAGAUAUGUCCUUCAGUUGUUUUGUAAUGAGAAAAAGAUGUCAGUAGCACUUAAAAAGUUAAAACAAUGACAUCCUCACACCAUAUGAAAAAAGGAGUAGAUACAUAGGUUUUCCAAGUCUAGAUAUGGUUGCUAGAAAAAGGAAAAUAUGUCACUGGUUCGUAAUGAAAAAAAAAAAAAAAAACUGUGUCUGUAGCAAUAAAAAGGUUGAAACUGACAUUCUCACAAAAAAAAAUAUCUAGUUUUUUCCAAGUCUAGAUAUAGCUGCUAGAAAAAAAAAAAACACUCAGUAGUUUAUAAUCAAAGAAAGAUGUAUCAGUAACAGUUGUAAGGUUAAAACAAUGACAUUCUUCUCUUAUACAUGACUCAAACAUCUUCAGGAGAGGAACAAUCAACACAUCUCAAAUUAAACUACUACAUUGAAUAACUAAA
Portunus trituberculatus (swimming crab) is the source of this 4965-nucleotide messenger RNA. RefSeq names its product spliceosome-associated protein CWC27 homolog. The record is from RefSeq and is a predicted model, not a curated record. Bases 288 to 1727 code for a protein of 479 amino acids. Gene Ontology annotation, molecular function: peptidyl-prolyl cis-trans isomerase activity. NCBI's taxonomy places the organism in Eukaryota, Metazoa, Arthropoda, Malacostraca, Decapoda, Portunidae. Gene Ontology annotation, biological process: protein folding; protein peptidyl-prolyl isomerization. The transcript is spliced from 10 exons. Gene Ontology annotation, cellular component: catalytic step 2 spliceosome.